Messenger RNA from Neohortaea acidophila, 2139 nucleotides. RefSeq lists its product as uncharacterized. Bases 117 to 1988 code for a protein of 623 amino acids. Lineage: Eukaryota; Fungi; Ascomycota; Dothideomycetes; Mycosphaerellales; Teratosphaeriaceae. The transcript is spliced from 3 exons. The record is from RefSeq and is a predicted model, not a curated record.
GUUGCCUUAUCCUGACGCUUCCUUUACAGUUGUGGCGGAGACUUUUCGCUGGCUUCUAACGACUCUCGUCAUUACACGCUCCGCAGGCGGACAAUCGUUGGUACAAGGGAGUCAAAAUGUCGGGACGAAGAGGAGGCAAUCGCAUUCGCGGCCCGCAAAGCGCCUUGACAGACUUUCUCGCGGCCAACAAUAUCUCCGCCGCCCAAAUUCGAGACGAGUACGAGCGACGCCUACGAGAAGCAGGUCAAGACGAGAAUGCCGGCGAGGGUGCAUCGAAUGCUACGCCGCAGCAGGCCACCGCCACCCCUUCUGCUGUAGACACGGCGGAGGAGGUGGCGGAAGAGGAGGAGGAGAAGACGAAGAAGCGCAAACGUUCACAGAAAGAGGCCAUAGAUAAGAUCAAGAAGGCAAAGGCGUCCAAGAAGCCGAAGAAGAAGGGCAAGGGCGGCGGCUCGGACGACGACGACGAUGACUACGACGAUGACUUCGCCACCGACAUGUACAAGAAGGCGAAACCAAUGCCCGGCCAAUUCGAGCACUGCGAGAUCUGCAGCAAGCGCUUUACUGUCACUCCGUACAGCAAAGAAGGCCCUGAAGGUGGACUCCUAUGCACGCCGUGCGGGAAGGAACUCGCGAAAGAGCAGAAGCAGGAGAAGAAGGCAGCUAGCAAGCCGGCAGGACGGAGGCGGCGAAAGCUUGAAAGUGACAGACUGGACGGCAUUGCGAGCGGCGGGGCAAAAUCUCUCAUGCAGUUGUGCAUCGAAAAAGUGGCCAAGCACCACGAAGAUGUUGAAGAGCUAGGCGAUAUUCCUCCCACGGUGCUCGAGAAGCUGAGCGAGAUCUUCUCCAAGAAGCGCGUCAUGAAGUCUAGGACACUUCGGCUGUUUCUUCGUCCAGAUCUCCAGUCCGUCAUCGUGCACGAUGCUGCCUACUUGGAGCUGGAAGACUAUCGUCAGAUGUUCGCCAUUGUGCCAAACAUGCGGCGCCUGGUGCUGGCGAAUGCGUGUCAGAUGAAAGAUGAGGCUGUGGAGUACAUGAUCGAGAGGUGCCACAAACUUCAGCACUUGCAGCUGUACGCUGCCAAUCUCAUUACCAACGACAUGUGGGCAGGACUGUUUCAAGAGAUGGGCCAGGAAUUGGAGGUGGUGAAGCUUAAGUGGCUUGAUGCCUCGUUCGAGGAUCACAGUGUGCGAGAGAUGGUACAAUGCUGUCCCAGGUUGGAACGGGUCAAGUUGAAGCUCUGCCGGAGGAUUGGGGAAGAUGCUGUUGCUGCUCUCGCGGAGCUGCCCAACCUCAAACAUCUGUCAUUGCAGAUCGGUCGUCCGGUCCCGACAGACGUGCUCUGCUCACUGGUUGUGCAACGCGGAGCUGCGUUACGAACUCUCUCCCUGGAGAAAUUCCUCGACGCGGACGACUCCAUCCUCCAGGCCGUACAUGACAACUGCAAUGUCCUGAGCAAAUUCCGCUUCUGCGAAAACGACACCGCCACCGAUGCCGGGUACACCGCUCUUUUUACCAACUGGCGCAACCCAGCCUUGACCUUUGUCGACAUUAAUUCCACCCGAGACGUUGACAAUAACAAUCCCGAAGGCCCCGAAGAAGCCAUUGGAAUCGCAUCACCCGGCUUCCGCGCUCUGAUGGCCCAUUCGGGCUCCGCCAUCAAACAUCUCGACAUCGCCUCGUGCCGCCACAUCGAGCUCUCCGCCUUCAUGGACGUCUUCAACGGUGCGCAGACGUACCCGAUGCUGGAACACAUCAACGUCAGCUUCUGCAAUCGCGUGGACACGAGUGUUGUGGUGGGCAUCUUCAAGAGCUGCCCUGCCCUCAAGAAGCUCGUUGCUUUUGGGUGCUUUGACGUCCAGGAUGUCGUUGUGCCGAGGGAUUGCGUUGUUAUUGGGAUCCCCCGGGCCGCGGAUGCCAUCGAGCAGUUUGGGGUGGGGAUUGGAGUGGACGAAGCAAUCGGUAGAAUGGUCGAAGUGGGUGCUUGAGAAAUCAAGCGGUCACUACGAGAUAUGAACAUGAUGGGAUGACGUGGAGCAGCUACCAAACGGACAAUACAGACCUCGAGAAGACGACGCAACUGGGGUGUUGUGUUCCAUCAAGGUCACUUCCCACUGCAUACCAUUUCGCACUUCACCU